This is a messenger RNA of Amphimedon queenslandica, 2230 nucleotides long. Its product is annotated as heat shock 70 kDa protein 12A-like. The record is from RefSeq and is a predicted model, not a curated record. The coding region runs from base 92 to 2155 and encodes 687 amino acids. Lineage: Eukaryota; Metazoa; Porifera; Demospongiae; Haplosclerida; Niphatidae. The transcript is spliced from 3 exons.
UCAGCAUUGAUUCUCACAUUUGACGUCUCUUUUCUACUGGACUUUAGUCACUUUACAACCGGAGAAACUAGGAACUGGUUAUCAUAUAGCAAUGACAUCUGAAACUGGAAAAAACCUUAAGUGCCCGGAGAAAGUCGGCUGGCCACUAGUAGCAAGGCGAGAAAGAAAAAAAUAUGCGAAUUGUCAAGUUAAAAUCCCCGAUAUUGCUGCUUCAGUAAACCAGCCCACAAAUGUCGCUGCAAUUGACUUUGGAACAACACAUUGCUCUCUCGCUUACAGCACGGCGGCAUCAGCCGACGAGACAAGCUCUUUGAAAUUGGAUGAUUAUCACGCUCGCGUCCCGACGGCAAUUUUAUUAAAAAGGGGGAAAGAAAGAUUAAAUUCUGAUGGCACUGUCGUUGGAAUAGAGUGCAGCGUAGAUUCAUUUGGAUAUGCAGCACAGAAUAAGUACCAAAGAUUAAAACGAGGAGAUAAUGUAAAAUUUCUUUAUUUUGAGAGGAUGAAAAUGAGGCUUCAGCAUGAGAAGAAUGUUGAAAGGAGUAUGAAAAUUAAUUCAAUUAAUUUAAACAAUGACUCCACCGAAGUUAACGAGUGGUAUUUAAUUGAAGUAAUUGCUUAUAUUCUCUGUUACAUGAAGGAUGAGUUUAUAAAAUGCAUCACAAUGGCUGGUGCUGCUUUGACUGCCCAAGACUUUGACUGGGUUAUCACUGUGCCAGCAAUUUGGCAAAACAAGGGAAAACAGAUGAUGAGAGAAGCUGGAUAUUUAGCUGGUUUAUGCGGUUCAGGACGAAUAUUGUACUUAUCAUGUGCAUGCAAAGCAGAAGUUCAACCAUCUCCAAGUGAGAUUAAUAUAUCAAAGCUUUCAUUAGUACCUGAACCUGAAGCUGCUGCCCUCUACUGUCAAGCAAUGAAUUCAUCUCACGUGGCCAAAUAUUGUGACAAACCAUCUGAAGAGCUCUGUGCUCCAGAGCAAUAUAUUGUUUUAGACAUAGGAGGUGGCACAGUUGAUAUCACAGCUCAGGAACGAAACAAGGAAACAGGUGAGAUUGCUGUCAUAUUGGCACCACAAGGCAAUGACUGUGGUGGAAUGGUUGUUAACAAGGAGUUUGGACGAAUUUUGCAGAAACUUUUGGGCGAAAACGAAACAAAUGAAUUCUUCAACUUAGAAACUUCAUUUCAACGAUUACUGUAUUCUGAUGAUGGCACUUUGAAAGCACUUAUUAAUUAUGGUCUUUUCAAUGAUUUUGAAAUGCAGAAGGAAAUAUUUGGUCGCUCAAGUAAUGAUGAUGCAGAAUUGGUAGUAAAAAUUCCACACAAAAUCACUCAACAAUACGGAAUGGAAUAUAUAAUGAAAAAUUUGAAAAAGUUAAAUGAUCCAGCUAUUGACAUAGAAGAAGAUUCCAUCUACAUCAAGUAUUCUAGAGUGCACAAUCUCUUUGCACCAGCAAUAAAGGGUAUUCUUGAUAGCACUCAAAGGGCACUUUUGGAACUUUCCAAGAAUAAAGCAUCAUCUCAGUUUAAGACCAUUUAUUUAGUUGGCGGGUUUGGAGGGUGCAAAUAUGUCUAUGAAAAAGUAAAAAGUUUUAUCGCCAAAGAGUUUCCUAGCAUGAAUUAUAUUUUAAUAGUUCCAGAUAAUCACAGGCUUGCUGUUGUUCAUGGAGCUGUUCUUUACAAAAAAGCUCCAAAAAUUAAUUCACGUUGCCUUAAUCGUACAUAUGGAUUAGCAGUUUCUGUUAGAUAUAAUUCAAAGACACAUGGUAAAGAGCACUUUAAGUACAAUGAAGAUGGUAUCCCGAUAUGUGAAGAUGCCUUUCUUACUUUUCUACAAAAAGGCACACCUGUAUCAUCGAAUGAAGUUGCUGUAGAUGAAGUUUUACCAGAUAUUGAUAUUGAUAGAGUUAUUAGCAUUCCAUUCUAUGCAAGUGAAGAGCCUUCACUGGAAUAUUUGACAGAUCGUCCGUCACCAGGUGUAAUUAUGCCAAUGGCUGAAAAGGUAGGUGAACUCAAGUUUGAACUUCCGAAAGGAGAUAUACUUCACAAAGACCAGCGACGAUUUCAAGUUGUUUUAGAUUUUAGCUCUGUUGAAAUUGAUGCAACAGUACGAUAUCUUAACACAAACACUGAUAUAAAAACAACUUUAAAUUUUUUGAUAUAGACUACUAAUCAUAAUUGUUUUACUAACUUAAUUUAUGUAAUGAUUUCAUUGAAUUAAUUAACCUUCCUAAGUUUA